UAGCACUAGCAUAUAAAAUAAAUACUGUGAAAGAUAACAUUAACUAAAAAACAAAAUUUGUAGUAAAAAGUAAGUAGUUUCUUAUAUUAUUUGAGUUAAUAAAAAUUAUUAAUUUUAAUUGUUGUUAUUAAUAAUUUUUAAUAGAUUCUUCGAUAAUGAAUUCUUUUUCAAUUUUAAUUUCUUUGAUAAUUAUAUGUUUAAGUAAAAAAUCUUUUGGGAACAAUAGAGUAAACUAUCAUGUUCCUAUUAGUCACGAUGCUUUAGUAAAUACUGUACUAAGACUUCAGUACAUUGAAAAUAUGUGUCAGACUAGUUACAAAAUGGAGGAAAAAUUUGAAGAACUAAAUAAACAACAAGAUGCUACAUUAAGGGUGUCAAUCAAAUGGUAUUUAGAAACUCUACAAUGUGCUUACAUGAAUGAAGUUUUAUUGCAUAUGUUAUUAACUUUUAAUUUAUUUGUGGCUGAGAAUAAAGAAUUUGAAAAAAAAUUUGAGUUAGUUGUGAAAUACAAAGCAAUAAUUCGAGAUAUGAUAGCCACGGCAUACAAUUUAGGAAGUAGAGAACUUAAUGUUUUGUGGAUAACCUACAUAUAUAUGGAAAAAUUACUAGAAGCUCCAACUUCCGAAAUUAUGUUUUUAAGAACAACGUCUACUGGUAAGAAUUUACCUAAUGUGGCAUUUAUACAUUCUGCAAUUAUUAAACGUUUAAAAACAACAUUAACCUCUUCCUAUUGUGGGGGUUAUGACAAAAAAAUUUUGAAUUUUGACGAAUAUGAGAUUUUUGAAUGCAAAGUAAAGAGUAAUGAUGAAAUAUGUAUUAUUAAUGUGGAAAAACAAAUAAAUAGUAAUAUUUCAAGUAUAGAACAGUUAAUGAAAAAACAUAAAGACAAUAAAGUUAUACCGGAAAAUCUAGAAUAUUUUACAACUGACCAAUUGUUCAUAUACGAUAUUGUUAAAUCUAAAGAUUUUAUGAAUGAUUUAACAAAAAAAUUUAUAGUGGAAAUUGAAUGGAAAAAUAUAACAGAUAAAUUAAUUAUGUUAAAUGAAAAGAGUCGUACUUUAGAUUCUUUAGUUAGUGGUUCCACUUGCUUAAUUGCUUACCAAAAAUUAUUUUUGAACUUUAUAAAAUUAAUCAUUGUUAGAAUGACACGAAAACACUUGAUAUAUCAAAGCAAAGCAACUAACACAUUAAACAAUAUCAAAAGUUUUUCAAAAAUAAAAGAAAAAAAAUUUAAUUACUCUAAAGAAAUAAUUGAUGUGUUAAAAGAUUUUGUGAAUUUUUUUCAAUUUACAAAAGAAGAUGAAUUAACAUCUAUUUUUGAAAUGUUACAAAAAUAUUUAGAAGUUAAGCAAUCCCAAAAUUCUAAAUUAACAAUAAGUGAAGUAAUAAAUUUUGUAAAAAAGAAAGAAACUGAGAUUAUUUCAAAAUAUUUUCACAAAACCAUUAAAGUCAAUAGUUUAGGAAUUAAAUCAGUAAAAUCAUCAACAUUUAAACUAAUUGAAGAAUUUGUAAAACAGAAAGGCAUCAAUGUUGAAAAUGUUUCUAGGAUCCAAUCAAUUGAUCUAAAUUUAAGAACUAUAAAAGUAUUAUAUAAAUAUUUAAAAGAUCAUAGUGCACUUAAAAAUAUGAACUUUGGUAUCAUUACUGCAUUUAUGACUUCUGACGAACGUUAUAUUGUAUAAUGACAAUUAUACUUAAUUAUAAUUAUUUAAUUAAUUAAAAAAUAUAAAGCUUAUUAGUUAUUUGACAAUUAAUCAUGAAAUAUGCAAAUAA
Daktulosphaira vitifoliae (grape phylloxera) is the source of this 1773-nucleotide messenger RNA. RefSeq lists its product as uncharacterized. The coding region runs from base 156 to 1682 and encodes 508 amino acids. Lineage: Eukaryota; Metazoa; Arthropoda; Insecta; Hemiptera; Phylloxeridae. The transcript has 2 exons. The record is from RefSeq and is a predicted model, not a curated record.